Scutellospora calospora is the source of this 183-nucleotide messenger RNA. NCBI's taxonomy places the organism in Eukaryota, Fungi, Glomeromycota, Glomeromycetes, Diversisporales, Gigasporaceae. The record is from the annotation of a GenBank genome assembly.
GAACAACUAAACACCUUAACACCAAUAUACAAAGGACUUGAUCACCCAGAAGAUAUCUAUAUUGAUAUUCAAGACAUAAGCACAACUAUUAUACUGAAUACGAAUGCAAUUAAACUCAACAACAAUAAUAAUAAUUCUUCAAACUAUCCAUAUUACUUAAGAAAUAACCUUAGACUUACCUGA